Elgaria multicarinata webbii is the source of this 3445-nucleotide messenger RNA. RefSeq names its product iron-sulfur cluster assembly 1 (gene ISCA1). Gene Ontology annotation, cellular component: cytoplasm; mitochondrion. Bases 114 to 503 code for a protein of 129 amino acids. The transcript has 4 exons. Lineage: Eukaryota; Metazoa; Chordata; Lepidosauria; Squamata; Anguidae. Gene Ontology annotation, molecular function: 2 iron, 2 sulfur cluster binding. The record is from RefSeq and is a predicted model, not a curated record. Gene Ontology annotation, biological process: iron-sulfur cluster assembly.
CCGGUGACGUAAACAGCGCGCCGGGACGUCGCGGUCUGCGUCCCUUCGUCCGCCGUGUCCAUGGACAACCUGAGAGGACGGGGCUGAGAGGGGCCGUGGGGAGAGACCGAGACAUGGCCUCUUCGAUGGUCAGAGCCACCGUCCGGGCCGUCAGCAAGAGGAAGAUCCAAGCCACCAGAGCUGCCCUUACGCUGACCCCAUCUGCUGUGAAUAAGAUAAAACAACUGCUUAAAGACAGACCUGACCACGUAGGAGUUAAAGUUGGUGUCCGUACAAGAGGUUGUAAUGGACUUUCCUACACACUAGAAUAUACAAAAUCAAAAGGGGACUCUGAUGAAGAAGUAGUACAGGAUGGUGUUCGAGUGUUUAUUGAAAAGAAAGCACAGCUCACACUUCUAGGAACUGAAAUGGACUAUAUAGAAGACAAACUGUCCAGUGAAUUUGUUUUCAAUAAUCCAAACAUCAAAGGAACGUGUGGUUGUGGAGAAAGCUUUAAUAUCUAAAGUAUCAGGAGGAAUUCCAUGCCUUUUGACACCACAACUGCUUUCUAAAGUAAUCACUUGGCAUGUGUUUUUCAGGUCUUUAGGCUUUGUAAGAUAUGGCUGCCUUUAAGGAAAAUAAACGUACUUCAUUUUGAAAAUGUAAUCUGUGUGUUAAAUUCAAGCCCUUGCAUAUUUUCUGAAUUUGAUAGAGUGAAAGUGGAUUUGUCUGCAGAAACUGAAAAUACUGAGAUACAGUAAGAUUUCUCUCAAUUUGAUUUGCAGAAAAUUCCAGUUCUUUCUCUUAAAUGUCUUCCUUCUGCAGCACCUCACCAUUUGUUCACAAUACACAUAGUGAAAAUUGUUAUGUAUAAUCAUAGUUCUACUUGUUUGUGUUGGAUUGGAAGGAAUUACACUUCUGUAUACAUAAGUCCUAAAAAUUUACUUCUAUGCUUUGAAGCAAAAGUAAACCUCACAUACACUAGAAAUUUCCAGUGUUGCCCUUUUUAAAUAUUUUUGAAUAUAUCUUCAAAUAUAAACUUGAUUUCAGAGAAGCUUAUGGGUGUAUGUAAAUUCAGGUGGAUUAAUCUGCAUUUCAAAUAGCAUAUCCCUAAACCCUACCUCCUCUUCUCCCCCACCCACCCCCAUCUCAAUUCUUGUAAGACGUGUACAUGUUUUGUUCAAAAACAGGAGAAAAAAUGCUCCAAAGUGACAGAAGAAGUUUUAAUAAGUUUGACGCGUUUCAGAAGGAUAAUUCCUUCCUCGGGGGCCGCUCAACUUUUUUCAAUAUGCAUCUUACCAAACCUUGCCAACGCUUCCUUUUUUUCAGAGCUUCUUCUGGCACUUGAGAACAUUUUCUCUUGUGUUUUUGGUGCCUUUCCCUCAUACUUGUUCUUUCUCUUCUUCUGUAAAUGUUUUGUUGCUGCAAGGAAAGCCACCAGUAUUUUAAGGAACUGUCUUGCUGCUAUGAUUUUGAGAGAUGCAAUGAAGAAUUCUGUUUGGGUUUUGUUUUGGUUUUGUUGUUAACAUCCCUUGUUUUAAUCUCCUGAAGAGAAUUCUGAAUCCAGAUUGUGUCUCUACAUGUCUGGAUCAUUUUGAAUGUACUGUUCAUUCAGUGACGGAGACAAAAAAAAUUCUGGGAAUUGUAAUUGUGUUAUGUAACAGCUUGUGGUCUGAAUCUAUAAAUAUGUUUGCAAAAGUUCAAUCUGAAUAAGAACAGGACAUCCUGCUGGUGAAACACUGGAAUUCUGCUAAUGACUUCAAAUAGGAAAGCAGGGGUAAUAUUUUUUUUUUAAAGAACUGUAUGAUUUUAUUUUAAUGAAAUUACUGUACAGUUCAUAUCACAAAUGAUAUAAUUAAUUUUAAGGCUUGUUUUGCUUGAUCUUACAGUUAAGAUAAUGUUACGCAUUUAAGGUGUUACUAUUUUACUUCUCACCACUUUAAGCUAAAGCUGUUUUCUCACCCAACUAAGGGCACAGUCCUAUGCAUGUUUAGCCAGAUAGAAGUCUUACAGCCUCCAAUAUCCCCCAGUCAGUCAUGCUGGCUGGAAAAUGCUGGGAGUUGUAGGACUUACUUCUCUCUUAAGGUGUAUAGGACUGCCCUAAGUGUUUCCAAAGUUCUUUAUAGCUAAUGUUCAUUGUUUAUUAUAUUUGAUGUAGACAGACAUUCUUUCUUCGUGGGAAGGAGAAAUGUGUUAUUGGGAGGAUGCUACAUGCGUUGCAGUACAAGAUUACUGGUUACAGUAACCUUAUCAGUUGCCACAGUCCUACUCAUUCAGAAUUCUGCAUUUAAGUGAAACAUACGGGGGCGGGGGGGAAUCUAACUGUGAAAAGAGUUCAACAACGCAGCGAACUGCCAAGUAAACUGUGGAGUUCCCUGUCUUUCAGGGAAAUACUUGAAUAGGCUGUUCCUGUAGGUUUAAGUGCAAGUAGAAAACUACUCCAGGUGAGGAAAGAGAAAAGAUUGUUCUGUAUAAUGUUGGCAAGUUGAAUUAAACUACCACAAAAAAACCUGUUGCUUUUUAGUUACUAAGAGUAUGGCUGAGUUCGGAUGACACUUUAGGCAAAGGUGGAGGGGGCGGGUGAAUAGGCAACUCACCGUGUGUUAUGUUGCCAGUACUCCCCACACAGCAUUUGUCCCGCCCCCAUUGCGCGGCUGAAAGUCCCGUUGUCCUUCCAGUUGGCUGAUGCUCCUCUCUCAGUUGUCCUGGCCCUAUCCCAUCAUGCACUGCAAGUUCUGCCAGCUGUACAGGAAUGGCAGGGGCGCUUUUGGCCACUCCUGCUGGAGAACUCUAUGGCCAAUGGAAAUAACGCACAGUAGACGCAAUGGAGCCCGCCACACGACAUUUUAAUCAACGGGUCUCCGGAUAAGCAACGGGGCAGCCCGUUGUUUUUCGCCGUAGGUUAAAUGGGAAAAAAUAGUGUACCGUGACUUGUAUGCCCGUUGUGUGUCCCCACCACCAUGACACGAUAAGCAAUGCAACAGAUGAUUGACUCCACCCACUCACCCCCACGUUGCUUAUCGUGUCCGAACCCAGCCGCUGUCUGAGAAUGUUGCAAGCAUUGCUAAGCUUGCUUGUAAAACAGCCUUUUAACCUUGCAAAAUGUUGGGCUAUUGCAAUGUGAAAUUCCCACCCUAGGGUUUGACUGCUUCUUAAUGGGCAGGAGGAGGACUAUAAAUAUAGCCAGCACUAUGUAAGAAUGGUAGAGAUAUACUCAAAUCUUUUUUUUCUUUUCUUUUAUAUUAAGGGAUGUUGUAUAUUCUGUGUUUUGGUAUACAGGCCCUGUGAGUGAAAGUGUGCAUUUCCAUAUUAUGAAAAUACAAAAUGUCUUAUUUAAAUACCUAACGCACAAAUCUGAAGUAAUUUUUUGCUAGUAAAAAGAGUGUAAGUUUAUUAAUCAUCUAUAAUGUGUGCAAUACUGUAAUGUAGACAUGUUGUAAUAAACUACCUUUUGGUAAACAUGGAA